UCUCAGUCUCAGUCUCAGUCUCAAUCUCUCUCCUAUCUAUCUCUAAAUUUAGCUUAGCGAUUUUGCAGAUUGAACGUUUGGGGCAAGAAAUUGAGUUGGUGAUCUGAAUAAAAGCCUGACUAGUGAGUAAUGUGAAGAAUAAUGAUGGCUGCUGUGUCUACGACCCCAAACCCUAAGGUCUCGACUUACUCGAACCCGAAGAGGUCUCCAUUGUUACCUUCCGAGGCCCAGAAUGCUCCUCGAAGACCUGAAUCCAGAGAAGUCACUUCUCGCUACAUGUCCUCUAAUUCUUCGUCUUCAACGACGUCGUCCUCGGUAACCUCUAAUUCGUAUUCCUCAUCUUCGAAUUCAUCGUAUUCGAGGCGGUGUCCAUCGCCGUUGGUUUCUAGACCAGUUCCGGUGACGCCAAUGCCGAAUUUGAGUAAGAGGUCUCAAUCGGUGGAGCGGAAACGGGCGGUGACUCCUCGGCCGAUUACACCUGAGAUGUCGAAUGCGGCGAAGCUGUUGGUGACUUCGAGGAGGAGUUUGUCAGUUUCGUUUCAAGGAGAGUCGUUUUCGCUUCCGAUUAAUAAAGCAAAGCCGACAGUGAAUAGCAUCAGUAGUAUGAGGAAAGCCACGCCGGAGAGGAGGAAAGCGGCGCCUGUGAUAGAUCAUACGGAGAAUGCGAGGCCGAGUGAUCAGCAUCGGUGGCCGGGCCGAUCACGGCAAGUGAAUUUGAAUGUUACGACUAGGAGUAUGGAUUUCGCGGAUGAGAGGGCAAAAUUGCGUGGAUCUGGAAGUGCUAGGGCAUUGCAAAAAUCCAUGAUGGAUGAGAGUACUAGAGUUACUAUUGAUGCUAAACUAAGACAGGAGAGACACAAUGCUGAGCUUGAAAAGACAGUUCAGCCUGUUGCCGAACCAAAUCUACCUACUGGAUCAACUGAAAUUUCUGAUCCAGCAGCUUCGGAUAGUGAAAGUGUUUCUUCGGGAAGUAAUUCAGGUGUGCAAGAAUGUGGUGAUGUUGCUCAAGUGAAAGGAGGCCCACGUGGCAUCGUGGUUCCGGCUAGGUUCUGGCAAGAGACUAAUGUCAGGCUCCGGCGAGCGCCUGAGCUUGGUUCACCAGUGUCCAAGGACAAUAGAUUGAAACCCACUGUAUCGGCAAAAUCGAUUGGGACGAAACAAUUGUUAACUGAUACUCUAAUAUCAUCACCUCGAGGGAUUUUAAAGAGUAGGGGGUUAUCGUUUCCUCUUGGAGUAGGUGCUAGGCCAGCGUCGCCGAGUAAGACGUUAACUUCUUCUACGUCUUCUCCGUCCAGGGGGAUCCCCAGUCCGACCCGGACAAGGAAUUGGUCAGCGAGCUCAUCGAAUACUAAUGUGAUGAGCACACCAUCAAUUUUGGGUUUUGCUGCUGAUGUUAGAACAGGAAAGUUGGGGGAGAACCGAGUUGUUGGUGCACAUGAACUGAGACUGUUAUAUAAUAGGUAUUUGCAAUGGCGAUUUGUAAAUGCAAGAGCAGAUGCUGCCUUGUUUUUACAGAAAGUGACAACAGAGAAAAGCUUAUAUACUGCAUGGGUGACUACCUUGAAAUUGAGGCAUUCUAUCAAAUCCAAAAGAAUCAAGUUACAAUUGUUGAGGAAAAAUUUGAAGCUACACUGCAUCCUCAAGGAACAAAUGCUAUAUUUGGAUAGUUGGGAUCUGAUUGGCUGGGAACACUCCAGUUCCUUAUCAGGGGCUAUAGAAGCUUUGGAGGCCUGCACUCUCCGUCUCCCAGUUGUUGGUGGGGCAAGGGCUGAUAUCCAAAAUGUGAAAAAGGCUAUUUGUUCAGCAGUUGAUGUGAUACAGGCCAUGGCAUACUCGUUGCACUCUUUGCUAACAAAGGUUGAGCCAGUGAACUCAUUGGUAUCUGAGCUAGCAAAUGUAAUUGCAAACGAGCGUGGUUUACUUGAUCAAGGCAAAAACCUUUUGUCUACAUUAAAAUCCAUGCAGGUCCAGGAUUGUAGCCUGAGAACACAUAUAUUACAAUUACGACGUCUGUCCUCAAGCAUGACAACAGAAGUGUAAAGCUGAUGAUAUUUGACCACUUACUUUAAAUGCUAACAUCACGUCAAUUUCCUUUUUUUCCUGGCACCAUGGAAGCAUUGGUGACAAGGUAAGAAUCAAACAGUUGUUUGUGGCUUGUGAUAGCUGAAGAGUGCUCCUUUUCGUCUUCUUCAGGAUCAGUGGAAAGCAGCUCAAUACAGGUUUUUUUUCUCAAUUUCAAAUUAGGUUGUAUACAGGUAUUUGUUCUAUAGGUGUGGGGUGAACAUAUGUAAAUAUUUUGUGAUGUUACCAUUUUAUCCCUC
Ilex paraguariensis (yerba mate) is the source of this 2321-nucleotide messenger RNA. The record is from the annotation of a GenBank genome assembly. NCBI's taxonomy places the organism in Eukaryota, Viridiplantae, Streptophyta, Magnoliopsida, Aquifoliales, Aquifoliaceae.